Xiphophorus couchianus (Monterrey platyfish) is the source of this 7501-nucleotide messenger RNA. RefSeq names its product NMDA receptor synaptonuclear signaling and neuronal migration factor b (gene nsmfb). The transcript is spliced from 15 exons. Bases 443 to 2386 code for a protein of 647 amino acids. NCBI's taxonomy places the organism in Eukaryota, Metazoa, Chordata, Actinopteri, Cyprinodontiformes, Poeciliidae. The record is from RefSeq and is a predicted model, not a curated record. Gene Ontology annotation, biological process: regulation of neuron migration; regulation of neuronal synaptic plasticity.
ACUGAAACCACACAGACUGGUCAGGAUGGACUGAAAUACUCUGCAUUUGCUGUUUUUUUAACAAAGUGUUUUUUUGGUGGGACAUUUAUUUGUGAAAACAAAAGGGGGUCCUAGGAGAACAGGGAAACCAUCCGUGCAAGAACCGCCACUGCAUCGCAUCACACCAGCGGGAAGAAGCUGCGUGUUUGCUCCGCAGUAGCUGCCCACCCCGCACCUUCUCGCGGCACGCAGCGUGCGUGCAGGCGGCUUCUCUUUAUAUGGUGUCGCUUCCUUCCUGGAAGCUUCAGAUGCAUCAGAGGAGAGGAGAGCAAACCUCCCAGCUUCACCCCCAGCUGCUGCGCUGUGCGCCAAACCCGCAGUUGCCUGACCCUGUCUGCGCCCCCCGCGGCCCCACAGGCGCACUCAGUUCAAACAUGUGAAGGUAAAAAUCGUGAUUCGCUGGAUGCACUGGGAUUUUAUUCAUUUAUUUAUUUUAUUUUUUAUUUUUUUACCUUCCCGCUAUCUCGUGGUUUCUCCUUUUUGCCUGCCGCCGAUCAGUUUGUGGAAUGCUCUGCAUUUUCUUCUCUGGGUACGUUUCCACUUCAGGAUGGGAACUGCGGUGUCCAAAAGGAAGAACCUGAGGAGUGACGCGAUUUCUUCCGUGGCCGCAAAAGUUCGAGCAGCCAGAGCAUUUGGAGAAUAUCUGUCCAACACAAACCCAGAGAACCGCAACGGAGCAGAUCAUCUUCUGUCUGAAACUUUCCCCGGUCAGGACUGUGACUCUCCGGACGUCGGCCGUUUGCAUAACAACAAUCUGCCGCCGCGAAGCAACACGUUGCCUAUAACUAAAUCCAGUCGAUCCCACCAGCCCCAUCCCAGGACAAAUCUGCAGUCGCCCCCUCAGGUUGACACCCUCAAAGCUCAAGGACCCUCGGGCCCCUCAAAACGUAGACUAUCUGUCGAGCGAAGCCUCUCCUCAGAGGACCCACCAAGUGCCAGAGGCUCCGAGGGGAGCGCUGCUCUGAAGCCACCCAGGGUGUACACAAUAACCAGAGAAGGCGGGAUGACUCUUGGGGGUCCCGGAAGCGAGGAGACCGUAGAGUUGGAGGUACUGAAGGGCCCCAGGGAGCACCCGGGCUCCCAACCCUCCAACCCCGCCAUCUACAGCCUGUCCUGCACCAGCCAGCCAGCAGCUACAGCCGCCCGAGGCAGCCACCACCGCGGUAGCCAUCAUCGCGCUAGCCAUCACCAUGCCAACCAGCAACAGGGGGGGCCCUCAUCAUCCUCAGAACCUCUGCAGAGCUCAAGGAGUGCCAGCAACAUUGGUGACUGGGGGAUAAGGAGAGGCGGCUCCAGGGAGGAGUACAGCCCAGACUGCGUGGCCUGUAUCCGAGCCCCGUGCCAAAGCCAGAGGUCACUGGACCUGGACACCUCACCACGGGACGGAGGGAAGCCCCGCAAGAAGCUGGAGAGGGUGUACAGCGAGGACAGGACGUCCACUGACGACAGGGAGGACGGCUCUAAUAGCUGGUUCCCCAAGGAGAACAUGUUCAGCUUCCAGACAGCCACCACCACCAUGCAGGCCAUAUCAAAUUUCCGUAAACACCUCAGGAUGGUUGGCAGUCGCAGGGUGAAGGUCCAAACCUUCGUCGACCGCCGAGCCAAGAGCUUCAGCCGUUCAUGGAGUGAUCCCACCCCCGUCAAGCCCGAGUCUAUUCAUGACUCCAGAGACAGUGGCGAGCUUCAGACCUCCUCAGGGACUCUAGAUGAAGGGCUUGAUGAGGAUGCUGACUGGGAGCAGGAGAGGGGUCUGGAGAGGGCGGCCUGCGAAGGAGACUAUUUCAUCCCGCCAAAAAUCAUGCUCAUUUCCUCCAAGGUACCGAAGGCCGAGUAUGUUCCCGACAUCAUCCGCAGGGACGACCCCUCCAUCAUCCCUAUUCUAUAUGACCAUGAGCACGCCACCUUCGAUGACAUCCUUGAAGAGAUAGAGAAGAAGCUGACAGCCUACAGGAAGGGCUGCCGGAUCUGGAACAUGCUGAUUUUCUGCCAGGGGGGUCCGGGUCAUCUCUACCUGCUGAAGAAUAAAGUGGCCACCUUCGCCAAGGUGGAGAAGGAGGACGACAUGGUGCAGUUCUGGCGGCGCCUCAGCAGGCUGAUGAGCAAACUGAACCCAGAGCCCAACCUGAUCCACAUCAUGGGUUGUUAUGUGCUGGGAAGCGCUAAUGGAGAGAAGCUUAUCCAGACUUUGAAGAGGCUGAUGAGGCCGUUGUCUGUUGAAUUCAAGUCUCCACUAGAGCUGUCAGCCCAAGGCAAAGAGAUGAUCGAGAUGUACUUCGACUUCCGCCUGUACCGCCUUUGGAAAAGCCGUCAGCACUCCAAGCUGCUGGACUACGAUGACCUCUUGUGACCUCACCGACUCAACUUCGGGCUUGUCAGCCGGCUAUAGCGAGUCUGAGCCUACUGUUGCACGGUGACAGGGCGUUUGGAUCCCGGGGGGGCCCUGCCCUCUUGGUUGGCCCGCGGGCCUCUGGCUCUGCAGCAGAGCUGGAGCAGCAGUGGCGCAGUAGGGUGUCUUUUUUGUUUUCCUCUCUAGAACCUUCAGAAAAGGCAGAAUGUGGCCUGGUAGAAACACCCAGCAGGUCGGGUUUUUUUUAACUCUUACCUAUUUUCACUGUCUGGCUGACUCUGGGGGAUCAGAGGAGGAAGCGGACAGGAAGCAGGAGGAGCAGCGAACCUAAAUGUGUCAGUGAUGCUGAAGGACUGACAGCAGACAACAGAGAGAUCUCCAUGUACACUUUAGAGCAAAGCUUUUUUUUCCCCUUGCCUUGCCUUUAGUAAAACUACUCGGCUCUUUUAAGACUGAGACUUUUAAGAAAAAGGUUUAGUCGUUCUUUUUCAUGUGAUAAAGCUUUUUACUAAAGGAAGCAGAGCUUAUAUGUAAAUAAGUCAUCAAAGCAUCUUAGGAAUAGGUUUUCAACCUCUCUGUCUGUGGCAUUGCAUUAAGAAACAGCUUUUAUUCAUACAAUACAUUUAGAUUUACAAAUUGAAUAAGCUGAAGCUUGUUUUUUUUUUUUGGAGAUAAAACUUCCAGGUAAACGUGUUAGUAUUUCGUACAGACUGUUGUAUGAACUCAGGUGAAAUCUCUUAGACUUACUGUACAGCUAACUGUAGAUCAGAAGUUGAAGGCCUUUUAUAAGCCACACAUCCUCAGUGGGACGUCGCGUCAUUUCUGCAGCGCAGAGACUUUUUGUUUGGCAUUCUCACCGAGUCGGCAGCAGCUGAACGCGUAGAUGCACCCGCGCGUGUUUGUCUGCCUGGCGGCGGUGUGCGGUAGUCAGAACCACUGAGGCGGUUUUAGCUGCUCUUUCUUGAAAUGCUGGCGCACAGGUGCCUUUUCUUACCACCUGUGUGUGUUUUAGCUGCAUGUGUUGUGCUCAAAGCGUGUUUCCCUUGGUAGCCUGUGAAGAUCUGCAGGUAGACAACCUUCAUAUGAAGUAGGUGAUGCAUAGACUUAUUAGUAUAUUUAGUUUAUUUUCAAUAUUUUUAGUAGUUUUUCAAAUUAUUAUUAUUAUUAUUAUGUUAAGAUUUAACUGAAAUCUUACAAAGUAGCAAUGAUUAGUAAAGGCAAUACUUAGUUUCUUCCUUUUCUUGUUUUUUGAUUGAAGUGUUCUGAGCUGUUUGACAGGAACACAGUAGGAUUUAAAAGGCGCCCUCUGGUGGUUCAGUGUUGCUCCCCCAGAGUUGGACUUUAACAUUCAUUGUAUUUCUUGGUGUCUUAUGAUGAGACUGGAGAUUUAUUGUUGUAUCAUAUCUUUUGAGCAGAAAUGCCACUUUUUCUGGCAUUUUUUCAAACAAAUACAUGAAAACUAAAAUGUAUAAAAUUUAAAAAAUUAGCUUAUAACUUUCAUUUGAAAGCAAGCAUCAGCCAUUAUUAUUGCUGCUUCAAUGACUUCACAUAUUAAUACAUUACUGCAACUAUAAGGUCUGCUAUCUGUAAUUAUUUCUAGGCGUUUUAAUUUUUGCUACACAGACACUCAUGUAAAGAAUGCUAAACACUCUGGUUAAAUCAGUUAGAGAUCUGGGCAUGUCAAGGAUGAAGAUUCAAUUCAGUCUUGUUGGCUGAGAAUAAAAGUGACCCAGCAGGCUAUUUGAAAGGAUUUUGUGAUUCUUAUAAAAAUAUCUUUUUAACUCUGCUCUGCUGGUGUCUUUGCUCUAGCUCAGGGGUCUGCAACCUACGGCUCCGGAGCCACAAGUGGCUCUUUGCACUAGGAAUGCACCGAUGGUAAAGUUUGGGAUGAUACUGACAUCUGAUAUUAAUAUCGCUGUUUUGGCUGAUAACCGAUAUUUACCGAUAUUUUACAUCUAUAUAAAUAUAUGUAUUUCACUAUCCCUUCAACACUUUGAAAGAAAUGACCACAGCGCUGACUUAACUUCAGCUUAACUCUCCACAAUCCUUCACUGCAUGACUGUCUCUGUCACAUGUCCAAAUAAAUACUACAUGAUCAGCCUCCAGAAAAGAGCAGCAAAAAGAUGGAAACAAACAUGGGUUGUUAAUAUCCCAUGUUUAUAUCGGUACAGUUUUACAUAUCAGAACCAUGUCAAUAUGUAAAAGAAAUAUAUAAAAAAACAUAUAUUUUUCAUCCCUACUUUGGACCUUCCACAGUGGCUCUUAAUAACUUUGGCUAUGGCAGACUACAGUGGAGUCCCGCCUAUUAGCAGUUUAGCAUUCGCCAAUUUUUCUUUGGAAUAUAACUGCAAAUUAUUUGCAUAAAAAUUAAUAUAUUCAUGGAUUUUUUUUCAUCGAGCAUAUCUGAAAUGUUCUAAAGAAAAUGCAGCUUGGGAAGCCUGAAGACCUCGGCUACUUGACACGCUAUUGGCUGGAAUUUGCAAAGCAGCCAAUCCCAAAGCACCAUUCAUUUUCCUUGGUCUUGAUUGGCCGAACCCCCAAGAUGGUAGAGGAGGAAUGGUAAAUAAAUGGUAAAUGGACUGAACUUAUAUAGCGCUUUUCCAGUCAUUUUGACCACUCAAAGCUCUUUACACUAGAGUCACAUCCACCCAGUCGCACUCACAAACACACACACAUUUAUACACCGAUAGGCAGAUCGGUAGGCAAAAAGGAAGACUGUAGAUAUUAACUUUUGCAGUUGUGCUAAGAUGGUUUCUACUGUUCAUAUUUAUGCAUAUGCAUAUUAAGGUAUGUCUGGUGUUUUAACUAUUAUGUUAUCCAGUUACAUUCGCGCUUAGAGGGGCAAUAAUGUAUUUGUGAUUUUUAUCUAUUCCUGGGUAGCCGUGGCCCUUAACCCACACAAAUACUGGGGGUCCAUUGUUGUGUUUUUAACUAUAGACAUAAUAACAAAUGGAGAUGUUGGCAGUUUUUCUGUUUUUUCAUUGAAAAAUGUUGAAUUUUCACAACAGAAUGAUAAAAACAUAAUUUAUCUUCAGAUCUAAUUUUCUCGUCAUUAGGUUUCUACAAUUAUUACCACUUUGAAGAAAAUUUAUUUGUUCUCUAUUCCCAAAGGAUUGUGUUUUUUUUUAUUAUUAUUUUAUUUAAUUUUAAAGCUCAAAAACAGAAAUAAAUGGGUGGUUCUUCAAAAAUUAGAGUUUCCUUUAGGGAGCUGUUUCGUGGUUCUCAAUUGGUUUACGUCAAUGGACUGAAGACUUUUCUCCAGACCUUAUGAGGCCUUCAGAUGUCUUUAGAACGGCUCCAGAUAUUUAGAGUGUUCUGCUGCGAUUUACCCAUAGGAAGUUAUGUCAUUCAAAUAAAACUAAAUACCUCCCACUGUCAAUUUGAUCAGAAAUCAUAAUCAAUCACAUGCUGGAUUUGAACCACAAUAAGUAGAAAUAAGAUGUGACAUAAAACCUUAAAGGAAGAAAUAGUUGUAAUAAAUAGAAAGUAGUAGGAACAAACUGGUGAAAGAGUGACUCUGAAACAAAACACUUCAACAUUAUAUUUUGUUGUGAUUCUAAAUGUGUUGAAAUGUGCUUCGUGCACCGAGUAUUUACUAUUGUCAGCUGUUCUCCUCUUUACAAACAAACUUUUUUGAGUCAAAUAAGUAGUCGAUGUUAUGCCUGCUGUAGUUCCUGGUUUGUUUUCAGUUUUUUAUGAUGGCACACUUAUGAGGACGUUUUUUGAAAAUUAGAAAUAAAAAGAUUGUUUUUCUAGAAAACAAAAAAAGAUGUUCAUAAGAAAACAGCCUGAUGGGAAAUAGAAUGAAAAUAUAAAAGUUUGUCUUUCUUUCAUACCGAAGCCCUUCCUGUGCCUUCCUCUGACGACUAUAUAACAUCGUGAAAAAGCAGAGAACAGCUUGAUUUCGUCCUAUCAGGGCUUUUAGUUCAUACAUAGCUGCACAACUCAUCAGAUCGGUAGCAAAAAGUGCAAAAAGUCAUUUGUGUACUUUGUUUACCAAAACCACAAUAAAGAUGACAUCUUUAAAAACACACUGCUGUGUGAAACAAUGUUGCUGGGCUCCCUGAAUCAGCAGCGUUGGCAGUUCAACCUCCGACUAAACAACAAGCUGCCUCAGUGUUGCAGAGUGCUGAUUUGAAACUUCUACUUACUUGGAGAAUUUUAAAGCUGCUGGUGCCGGUACUGAAUAACCAUGGAGUCAUGCAGGAUGAUUGACAUUUACAUUGCUUUGUAUGAAGGUUCUGCUGAGCUGGCUUUGUCCUCCAUUAUAUUUACCCUCCACUUCCCCUCUGAAAUUCUGCAGCUUCACACCAAAUAUAUCCUCACACAGAUACGAAAGGAAGGGCAGCAGCUUGAGACGUUUUCUGAGAUCUUUUAAAAAAAUUAUUUUUACUUCCUUCUCUGCUCUGUCAGAGAGUUGAGAAAUGCAGAGUAUUUCAGAUUGUUUCGGAGGAAGGGGAGUGAUUCCUCCUGACUUCACAUCCAUCCUUCUCAGCGCUCAAUAAUAGUGUCAGCGUCACGGUCGUGGAUGACCGGGUCCGAUCACACUUAGUCAAGUCGUUGCCUCUUUCUGAUCUGUGCUGGUCGACUGAGCUGGAAGUGUUCAUGGCAGCACAUCAGGGACGUUUCCAGCUCCGCCUGCAGCUCACAGAUAACAGGCUCGGAUGCUAACACUCUUCGUCUCAAUGCGUCCACGAUAGCGUUAUCUCACACAUGUUUUCAUAAGGCCAAUAGUUUCAGUGAGGGCAAUAAUCGCAGCUGACAGCAGGAAGUUUUGCACUUUCCCCCAACAUGGUGGAGAAUUUCCUCCACCAUUUCCUCCACACACUGAAGCCCUUUAAGUGGAUAUACUGAUGGGGUGUUUUUGAAUUUUGUCCUCAACAUUGUCCUCAGUUGUGAAACUUGAUUCAUAUUUUUAUAUUUUUUCUUUGAUGUAAAGGAGGCACUGCAUUCACAUGGAAAAAUAAAGACCAUUUUACAUCGAAAUGUUAAGAAAAACGACACAGGAUGUCACUGCAGUGAGGAAACGUCAUGGAUGGAAUAUUUAUGCUGUAACAGGAUUUAUUUUCUCAUUGGCUCAACAACAUGGCAGAUAAAUUCAUACACUGAAGUGUU